Messenger RNA from Penicillium nucicola, 732 nucleotides. Its product is annotated as ESCRT-III subunit protein DID4. The transcript is spliced from 4 exons. The record is from RefSeq and is a predicted model, not a curated record. Lineage: Eukaryota; Fungi; Ascomycota; Eurotiomycetes; Eurotiales; Aspergillaceae. Bases 1 to 732 code for a protein of 243 amino acids. Gene Ontology annotation, biological process: late endosome to vacuole transport; endosome transport via multivesicular body sorting pathway; protein transport. Gene Ontology annotation, cellular component: ESCRT III complex; multivesicular body.
AUGAAUAUUGUCGAAUGGGCUUUCGGCAAGCGUAUGACGCCCGCCGAGCGUCUGCGCAAACAUCAGCGUGCCUUGGACCGAACACAGCGUGAGCUGGAUCGAGAGCGCGUGAAGCUAGAGAACCAGGAGAAAAAACUGGUGCAAGAUAUCAAGAAGAGCGCGAAGAAUGGACAGGUCGGAGCCUGCAAGAUCCAAGCCAAGGACUUGGUCCGGACACGGAGAUACAUCCAAAAGUUCUAUCAAAUGCGCACGCAAUUACAGGCCAUCUCUCUCCGCAUUCAGACUGUUCGAAGCAAUGAACAGAUGAUGCAAUCCAUGAAGGGGGCUACGAUGCUUCUGGGUAGCAUGAACAGACAAAUGAAUCUUCCGGCGCUGCAACGAAUUGCUAUGGAAUUCGAACGAGAGAACGACGUUAUGGACCAACGGCAAGAGAUGAUGGACGAUGCGAUCGACGAGGCUACAGGAAUGGAAGGCGAAGAAGAGGAAGGCGAAGAUAUUGUCAAGGAAGUUCUGGAUGAGAUCGGCGUCGAUUUGAACCUUUCGGUUUGUAUCCCCCGAGCCUUGAUAAGUGCAUCUCAGCUAACAUACUCCAAGUUGGGUGAAACACCUGCGGAUAUCCAAAAAGCCCCUGCAAACGAGACGCGGGUCGCUCAGGCUAUUGGGGGCGGUGGGGGCGCUGGCAAUACGAGCGAUGAUGACCUUCAAGCAAGACUAGACAGUCUUCGACGAUGA